Molecule: messenger RNA, 462 nt
Organism: Puccinia triticina
Lineage: Eukaryota; Fungi; Basidiomycota; Pucciniomycetes; Pucciniales; Pucciniaceae
Exons: 1
Coding region: 1-462 (153 amino acids)
Source: RefSeq, a predicted model, not a curated record
AUGGUUGUAUCGCAAACGCUCCAGGACAACUUGAUCUCACUUGAAGUCAAGUAUAACUUCUGGCUGUGCGACGAAACAUUACAGCUCGCCGCACCUGAGCAGAUACCAGCUGAAUGGCCUUGUGAUCCUUCAUCAUUCAUGCAGAUCACCAAACAGUGCUGCCGGUGCGUUUGGUUCAAGAACGCAGUUCUCAGCCACCUUGAUUUGACCCGGGAUAAUUUCAAACUUGGUGGCAUACUCAAAAAAGAAGAUGCCCUUGGCCGACUCGCUUGGGUUGGCCAAAUAAUCAAACCCACUGGGAGGAUCAGGACGUACCCGUUGCCGGCCGGCUACCCGAUUUUCCGCCGAUCUAUGUUGCAUAUGCCGAAGGGCGCCAGGGCGGCGGUACGGAUCAAGGCGUCCAAUGCAUACCUUGAAACUUUCCAACCUCAAGUGUGUGAUGGAUGCUCCCAUUCCGCUUGA